Penaeus monodon (black tiger shrimp) is the source of this 685-nucleotide messenger RNA. RefSeq lists its product as uncharacterized. NCBI's taxonomy places the organism in Eukaryota, Metazoa, Arthropoda, Malacostraca, Decapoda, Penaeidae. The record is from RefSeq and is a predicted model, not a curated record.
AUAAGUGGUUUUAGAGCAGUUCAGUUCAGUCGUGACCUGCACAUUCGAGAUAGGACAUUGGCUUUGCAGUGGACGCGAGUUGUUGUGAUAACAUGGGGAGUCGCGCUGAUUCGCAGAUGAAGGGCAUUGAGAACGUGCGGCCCGAGGACGUGGAUGCUUACAAGGCCAACUAUCGGUGCUUCACGCCGGGGCUGCAGACGACCGACGUCAUGGGCGCCUACACCGCCUGGGCGCAGACCUACGAUGCGACCCUGUGCUCCGGGAGAUACAACGGACCGGAAAUGGCGGCCCAGGAGAUAGCAGCGCGGGUCGAGGAGGACCUUCGGCACUGCGUCCGCGUGCUCGACGUGGCGGCGGGGACGGGCAGGGUCGGCACAGAGCUCGCGAAGAGGGGGUUCACACACGUAUGACGUCGUGGUGAUCGUGGGCGGCAUGGGCGAAGGUCACAUCCCCGUCAGUGGUAUUGACGACCUUAUCCGCAUCACGAAACCAGGCGGACUUGUCAUUAACGUCAUGAGGCUGGAAUACCUCGACUACGUGGAGGCUUACAAGGACAAGCUAGAACCUUACAUGGACCUCCUGCAUCAGAAGGGGUGGUGGCAGAAGGUGGACAGGAAGGUUGUGCCAAAUUACGCCUUUGAUAAAGAAGGAAUCAUUUUUGUUCACAGAGUUUUGUAAAUAAUCA